CCCUAUAUAUAAGGCAAGAGCGUAUGUCCUUACUACCGCUGAUCGAAACCCUAGCGGCCACCAAAGCCCUAGCUGGCUCUGCUUUCCUCUUCCCUUCGCUCGAUUUAUCAAGAUGGAUGUUGAGAAGCUCAGGAAGAUGGCAGGUGCCGUUCGCACUGGUGGGAAGGGCAGUGUGAGGAGGAAGAAGAAGGCUGUUCACAAGACCACAACAACAGAUGAUAAAAGGCUUCAGAGCACUUUGAAACGGGUUGGCGUAAAUGCUAUCCCCGCUAUUGAGGAGGUCAACUUUUUUAAAGAUGAUUAUGUUAUUCAGUUUUUCAACCCCAAAGUUCAAGCUUCAAUUGGGGCCAAUACCUGGGUUGUUAGCGGUUCCCCUCAGACGAAGAAACUUUCGGAUCUGUUGCCAUCUCUCUUGAAUCAACUUGGACCUGAUAACGCGGACAAUCUAAGGAAGCUCACCGAGCAAUUCCAAAAGCACGCCCAAAGCGCCGGAGCUAGCAAACCAGAGAAUGACGAUGACGAUGAUGUCCCUGAGCUUGUUGCCGGAGCAACAUUUGAAGGUGUAGCUGAUGAGAAGCCGUCUUCGUGAAAAGAUAAAGAUCUGUAAUCGAUCAAAUUUAGAUUUGAUUCCUUCUGAUGUUCAAUGUGUUAAUAUAUCUCCCAACAUAUAGCUAAGAGCAACAAGAAGCUGUUUAGACAUGACAGACAUAAUUUUGCUCUGGUUGUGUUUAAUUUGGACGUUUCUUCGGAGUGAACUUUUUUUCUGCAAUUUUUAUUUGCUGUCAUGAAUAUCCAAUUAAGAUGGCUGCGGUGUUUUGGAAAGUAAUAUGAGGCUUCUGGAUUGUCAA
Dioscorea cayenensis subsp. rotundata (Guinea yam) is the source of this 848-nucleotide messenger RNA. RefSeq names its product nascent polypeptide-associated complex subunit beta-like. The record is from RefSeq and is a predicted model, not a curated record. The transcript is spliced from 6 exons. Lineage: Eukaryota; Viridiplantae; Streptophyta; Magnoliopsida; Dioscoreales; Dioscoreaceae. Bases 113 to 589 code for a protein of 158 amino acids. Gene Ontology annotation, cellular component: nascent polypeptide-associated complex; cytosol.